Knipowitschia caucasica is the source of this 1134-nucleotide messenger RNA. The record is from the annotation of a GenBank genome assembly. NCBI's taxonomy places the organism in Eukaryota, Metazoa, Chordata, Actinopteri, Gobiiformes, Gobiidae.
AUGCUUCUCCAUGUUCCUCUAUGUGACUCUGCUCUCGCUGUGACAGAGGGAGAUGCCGUCUUCAUCACCAAACUGUCGGACUUUACCGCUGUGGAGAAGGACGAGGUGUCGCUGCAGUGUGAGCUCAGCAAAGACGUCCCUGUGGUCUGGUACCGGGACCAGGUGGAGCUGACUCAGUCCAAGAGCCUGGCCCUCAAAAGCGAAGGAACCAAGAGAUUCAUGGUCCUCAAGAAGGUCGAGAUGUCCGAUCAAGGAGAGUACUGCUGCGACUGUGGCACCGACAAGACUAAGGCCAAACUCAGUGUGGAGGGGCGGGACGUGAAGGUAGUGCGUCCGAUCUACGGCGUGGAGCUGUGCGAUGGAGAAACAGCUCGUUUUGAGGCUGAGGUUUCGGCUGAAGACGUCCAAGCUCAAUGGAAGCUGAACGGAAAUCUGCUCAGCGCCUCCUCCGACGUGGACAUCAUCGAGGAAGGUUCCAAACACACUCUGAUCCUUUACAACUGCAGAGUGUCCAUGGCCGGAGAGGUGUCCUUCAGCGCUGCCAGCGCUAAGUGUGCGGCCAACCUGAAGGUCAAAGAGUUGCCAAUGAACUUCCUGACGUCCCUCAGUGACGUGCAGGUGUAUGAGAAGGACGAGGCCCGGUUCGAGGUGGAGGUCUCCCGAGUCCCUAAGACCUUCCGAUGGCUCAAGGGCUCGGCUGAAGUGACGAACGACGACAAGUUUGAGGCCGUUCAGGAAGGAAACCUGUUCGUGCUGAGGGUGAAGUCUGCGGCCUACGAAGACGAGGCCAAGUACAUGUUUGAGGCAGAGGACAAGAGGACGACCGGCAAGCUGGUUAUCCAAGGAAUCCGGCUGGAGUUUGUGAAGCCGAUAAAAGAUGUGACGGUGAAGGAGAGGGAGACGGCAGAGUUCUCGGUGGAGUUGUCUCAUGAUAAGAUCUCGGUGGUUUGGUACAAGAACGACGUCCGGCUGCAUCCGUCCAAAGUGGUGCACAUGUCCGACCAGGGGCGAGUCCACACGCUGGCCAUCAAGGAGGCCACCAUCGACGACACCUCCAUGAUCCGAGUGGAGGCCAUGGACAAGAGCCUGACCGCCAUGCUCACCGUCAUCGACCUGUUUGUGGUUCAUGACUGA